UCCUCCCGGAAAUCCGCUUUAUCAUCCGUGAGUGGGGCGGCUCGUUGUUGUCUGUGUGACCGUCCGAUGAGCACCUCUCCCCGGGCACUCGCAGCAGACAUCCCCCGGUGCUGUGUCAUGUUUGUAUCAGACCCGUGACGAUGCAGAUCCUGACCCCUCAUGUGUACUGGGCUCAGCGGCACGGAGACAUCUUCCUCCGGGUGGAGCUCAGCGACGCUAAGAACCUUGACAUCAGCCUGCAGGAAAACAACACACUUCAGUUCAGAGCACAGGGCCACGGAGCUAAAGGAGACAAUGACUACGAGUUCAGUUUGGAGUUCCUGGAACCGGUCAGAGCCGAGAUCAACCACAGGUCCACCCAGCGCCUGGUGGACAUCAAGAUCAAGAAGCAGGAGGAGCGCUGGUGGGACCGGCUGACGCUGCAGGAGAAGAGGCCGGUGUUCCUGGCUCCGGACUUCGACCGCUGGCUGGACGAGUCCGACGCCGAGAUGGAGCUGCAGGCGAAGGAGGAGGAGAAGAUAAACAAGAUCAGUGUGGAGUCCAGAGUUCGUAAAGAUCCGUACCUGGGUCUGAAGAGAGGCUACUUGUUCAUGUACAACCUGGUGCAGUUCCUGGGAUUCUCCUGGAUCUUCGUCAGCAUGACCGUUCGCCUCUUCAUCCUCGGUCAAGAUUCCUUCUACGACACGUUCCACAACAUGGCCGACAUGAUGUACUUCUGUCAGAUGAUGGCCGCCCUCGAGGUCAUUAACCCCUUGUUGGGUUUGGUGAAGUCGGCGUUCCUUCCUGCUAUGAUUCAGGUGGCCGGGAGGAACGUGAUCCUGUUCGUGGUCUUCGGCGCCCUGGAGGAGAUGCAGAACAAGCCCGUGGUGUUCUUCGUCUUCUACCUGUGGAGCACCAUCGAGAUCUUCAGGUACCCGUUCUACAUGCUGGGAUGCAUCGGCACCGACUGGAAGUUGUUAACGUGGCUGAGGUACAGCCUCUGGAUCCCUCUGUACCCGCUGGGCGUCCUGGCUGAAGCGGUGGCUGUGAUCCAGUCCCUGCCCAUCUUUGACGAGACCCGUCUGUUCAGCGUCUCGCUCCCGGCCGUGCUGGGGGGGUCGUUGAGCUUCUCCUACACUCUGCAGCUCUACCUGGUCUUCAUGUUCCUGGGACUCUUCAUCAACUUCCGUCACCUGUACAAGCAGCGGAGGAGGCGCUACCGCUCGAGGAAACGGAAAGUCCACUGACCUCUGAACUGUCCACCUGAAGAUGAACCAGCUGUUUUCCUCUUUUCUGCCUUUUCUCAUCUUGUUGGGGGGGGGGGGGGGGGGGGGGUGAACUGUGAAUCCUGCUGGGAGUUAAACUUAUUCUCAUGUUCUCAUAACUUUUCUCCUUUUUCAAAUUUCACAAAGCUGAAAAUCCACAAUGAAGGAAUAUUAGAAUCAUGUUUAUCAUUAAAAACAGUCUUUGACCUAGAAAAACCAUUUAGGAACAUUCCAACAUAUAUGUUCCCAGUGUCUAGAGCGAUCUGUGGUGAAGUCAAAAUCCAGUUCCCAUGAUUCAUCAGCACUGAUGUAAUGAGGAUUGUUAAUGAGCCGUUUCCUUUGUUUAACCAACGUCUGUUUGAAACCUGAGUGGCUGAUUCUCCUUUUUAUUUAUUUUUAUGUUUGUGUGUUGUGUAAUUUUCCAUCUGUUCACUGUAUUUGUUUAUUUAUCUCUGUGAACUCAGUUUGUCUGAAUGGUUCCUGAUGGAGGACGUGAGGCCGACUCUCACUCGUGGACUCGUUUAAAAAAACACUGCGCCUGAUUUUUAGUCUCAAUCAUUGUUUCAUGACCAAAUGAAUAAACUUCAGAAUUCUUGUA
This is a messenger RNA of Pleuronectes platessa (European plaice), 1842 nucleotides long. Its product is annotated as very-long-chain (3R)-3-hydroxyacyl-CoA dehydratase. The record is from RefSeq and is a predicted model, not a curated record. Gene Ontology annotation, molecular function: 3-hydroxyacyl-CoA dehydratase activity. The coding region runs from base 141 to 1226 and encodes 361 amino acids. NCBI's taxonomy places the organism in Eukaryota, Metazoa, Chordata, Actinopteri, Pleuronectiformes, Pleuronectidae. Gene Ontology annotation, cellular component: endoplasmic reticulum membrane. The transcript has 11 exons. Gene Ontology annotation, biological process: very long-chain fatty acid biosynthetic process; sphingolipid biosynthetic process; fatty acid elongation.